This is a messenger RNA of Brugia pahangi, 7647 nucleotides long. Lineage: Eukaryota; Metazoa; Nematoda; Chromadorea; Rhabditida; Onchocercidae. The record is from the annotation of a GenBank genome assembly.
AUGAAGUCAACUGUAUCUGCAAAUGAAACAGGCGUUGAAGGAAGGAUUCAAGAAGAGGAAGAAGAGGAGGAAUACAAAAAAUUGGGCGAAAAAGGAGAAACGACAUAUAUGGAAGCUUCAGUAUCACCAUCAGCUGGCACUGGGCUGCCUGGUCUUGGUCUAUCGAUGACACCCUUCUCUAUAAAUGAAUCUUCAGUGUCGAUGAAGUCAACUGUAUCUGCAAAUGAAACAGGAAUUGAGGAAAGAAUUCAAGAAGAGGAAGAAGAAAUGAAACGACUGGGAGAAAAGGGAGAAACGACAUAUAUGGAAGCUUCAGUAUCACCAUCAGCUGGCACUGGGCUGCCUGGUCUUGGUCUAUCGAUGACACCCUUCUCUAUACCUGAAUCUUCAGUGUCGAUGAAGUCAACUGUAUCUGCAAAUGAAACAGGCAUUGAAGGAAGAAUUCAAGAAGAGGAAGAAGAACAGGAAUACAAAAAAUUGGGCGAAAAAGGAGAAACGACAUAUAUGGAAGCUUCAGUAUCACCAUCAGCUGGCACUGGGCUGCCUGGUCUUGGUCUAUCGAUGACACCCUUCUCUAUACCUGAAUCUUCAGUGUCGAUGAAGUCAACUGUAUCUGCAAAUGAAACAGGCGUUGAAGGAAGGAUUCAAGAAGAGGAAGAAGAGGAGGAAUACAAAAAAUUGGGCGAAAAAGGAGAAACGACAUAUCUGGAAGCUUCAGUAUCACCAUCAGCUGGCACUGGGCUGCCUGGUCUUGGUCUAUCGAUGACACCCUUCUCUAUACCUGAAUCUUCAGUGUCGAUGAAGUCAACUGUAUCUGCAAAUGAAACAGGCAUUGAAGGAAGGAUUCAAGAAGAGGAAGAAGAGGAGGAAUACAAAAAAUUGGGCGAAAAAGGAGAAACGACAUAUAUGGAAGCUUCAGUAUCACCAUCAGCUGGCACUGGGCUGCCUGGUCUUGGUCUAUCGAUGACACCCUUCUCUAUACCUGAAUCUUCAGUGUGGAUGACGUCAACUGUAUCUGCAAAUGAAACAGGCGUUGAAGGAAGGAUUCAAGAAGAGGAAGAAGAGGAGGAAUACAAAAAAUUGGGUGAAAAAGGAGAAACGACAUAUAUGGAAGCUUCAGUAUCACCAUCAGCUGGCACUGGGCUGCCUGGUCUUGGUCUAUCGAUGACACCUUUCUCUAUGCCUGAAUCUUCAGUGUCGAUGAAGUCAACUGUAUCUGCAAAUGAAACAGGAAUUGAGGAAAGAAUUCAAGAAGAGGAAGAAGAAAUGAAACGACUGGGAGAAAAGGGAGAAACGACAUAUAUGGAAGCUUCAGUAUCACCAUCAGCUGGCACUGGGCUGCCUGGUCUUGGUCUAUCGAUGACACCCUUCUCUAUACCUGAAUCUUCAGUGUCGAUGAAGUCAACUGUAUCUGCAAAUGAAACAGGCAUUGAAGGAAGAAUUCAAGAAGAGGAAGAAGAACAGGAAUACAAAAAAUUGGGCGAAAAAGGAGAAACGACAUAUAUGGAAGCUUCAGUAUCACCAUCAGCUGGCACUGGGCUGCCUGGUCUUGGUCUAUCGAUGACACCCUUCUCUAUACCUGAAUCUUCAGUGUCGAUGAAGUCAACUGUAUCUGCAAAUGAAACAGGCAUUGAAGGAAGGAUUCAAGAAGAGGAAGAAGAAAUGAAAAGACUGGGAGAAAAGGGAGAAACGACAUAUAUGGAAGCUUCAGUAUCACCAUCAGCUGGCACUGGGCUGCCUGGUCUUGGUCUAUCGAUGACACCCUUCUCUAUACCUGAAUCUUCAGUGUCGAUGAAGUCAACUGUAUCUGCAAAUGAAACAGGAAUUGAAGGAAGGAUUCAAGAAGAGGAAGAAGAGGAGGAAUACAAAAAAUUGGGCGAAAAAGGAGAAACGACAUAUAUGGAAGCUUCAGUAUCACCAUCAGCUGGCACUGGGCUGCCUGGUCUUGGUCUAUCGAUGACACCCUUCUCUAUACCUGAAUCUUCAGUGUCGAUGAAGUCAACUGUAUCUGCAAAUGAAACAGGCGUUGAAGGAAGGAUUCAAGAAGAGGAAGAAGAGGAGGAAUACAAAAAAUUGGGCGAAAAAGGAGAAACGACAUAUAUGGAAGCUUCAGUAUCACCAUCAGCUGGCACUGGGCUGCCUAGUCUUGGUCUAUCGAUGACACCCUUCUCUAUACCUGAAUCUUCAGUGUCGAUGAAGUCAACUGUAUCUGCAAAUGAAACAGGCGUUGAAGGAAGGAUUCAAGAAGAGGAAGAAGAGGAGGAAUACAAAAAAUUGGGCGAAAAAGGAGAAACGACAUAUAUGGAAGCUUCAGUAUCACCAUCAGCUGGCACUGGGGUGCCUGGUCUUGGUCUAUCGAUGACACCUUUCUCUAUGCCUGAAUCUUCAGUGUGGAUGAAGUCAACUGUAUCUGCAAAUGAAACAGGAACUGAGGAAAGAGUUCAAGAAGAGGAAGAAGAAAUGAAAAGACUGGGAGAAAAGGGAGAAACGACAUAUAUGGAAGCUUCAGUAUCACCAUCAACUGGCACUGGGCUGCCUGGUCUUGGUCUAUCGAUGACACCCUUCUCUAUACCUGAAUCUUCAGUGUCGAUGAAGUCAACUGUAUCUGCAAAUGAAACAGGCAUUGAAGGAAGGAUUCAAGAAGAGGAAGAAGAGGAGGAAUACAAAAAAUUGGGCGAAAAAGGAGAAACGACAUAUAUGGAAGCUUCAGUAUCACCAUCAGCUGGCACUGGGCUGCCUGGUCUUGGUCUAUCGAUGACACCCUUCUCUAUACCUGAAUCUUCAGUGUCGAUGAAGUCAACUGUAUCUGCAAAUAAAACAGGCAUUGAAGGAAGAAUUCAAGAAGAGGAAGAAGAGGAGGAAUACAAAAAAUUGGGCGAGAAAGGAGAAACGACAUAUAUGGAAGCUUCAGUAUCACCAUCAACUGGCACUGGGCUGCCUGGUCUUGGUCUAUCGAUGACACCCUUCUCUAUACCUGAAUCUUCAGUGUCGAUGAAGUCAACUGUAUCUGCAAAUGAAACAGGCACUGAAGGAAGGAUUCAAGAAGAGGAAGAAGAAAUGAAAAGACUGGGAGAAAAGGGAGAAACGACAUAUAUGGAAGCUUCAGUAUCACCAUCAGCUGGCACUGGGCUGCCUGGUCUUGGUCUAUCGAUGACACCCUUCUCUGUACCUGAAUCUUCAGUGUCGAUGAAGUCAACUGUAUCUGCAAAUGAAACAGGCAUUGAAGGAAGAAUUCAAGAAGAGGAAGAAGAGGAGGAAUACAAAAAAUUGGGCGAAAAAGGAGAAACAACAUAUAUGGAAGCUUCAGUAUCACCAUCAGUUGGCACUGGGCUGCCUGGUCUUGGUCUAUCGAUGACACCCUUCUCUAUACCUGAAUCUUCAGUGUCGAUGAAGUCAACUGUAUCUGCAAAUGAAACAGGCGUUGAAGGAAGGAUUCAAGAAGAGGAAGAAGAGGAGGAAUACAAAAAAUUGGGCGAAAAAGGAGAAACGACAUAUAUGGAAGCUUCAGUAUCACCAUCAGCUGGCACUGGGCUGCCUAGUCUUGGUCUAUCGAUGACACCCUUCUCUAUACCUGAAUCUUCAGUGUCGAUGAAGUCAACUGUAUCUGCAAAUGAAACAGGCGUUGAAGGAAGGAUUCAAGAAGAGGAAGAAGAGGAGGAAUACAAAAAAUUGGGCGAAAAAGGAGAAACGACAUAUAUGGAAGCUUCAGUAUCACCAUCAGCUGGCACUGGGCUGCCUGGUCUUGGUCUAUCGAUGACACCUUUCUCUAUACCUGAAUCUUCAGUGUCGAUGAAGUCAACUGUAUCUGCAAAUGAAACAGGCAUUGAAGGAAGAAUUCAAGAAGAGGAAGAAGAACAGGAAUACAAAAAAUUGGGCGAAAAAGGAGAAACGACAUAUAUGGAAGCUUCAGUAUCACCAUCAACUGGCACUGGGCUGCCUGGUCUUGGUCUAUCGAUGACACCUUUCUCUAUGCCUGAAUCUUCAGUGUCGAUGAAGUCAACUGUAUCUGCAAAUGAAACAGGAAUUGAGGAAAGAAUUCAAGAAGAGGAAGAAGAAAUGAAACGACUGGGAGAAAAGCGAGAAACGACAUAUAUGGAAGCUUCAGUAUCACCAUCAGCUGGCACUGGGCUGCCUGGUCUUGGUCUAUCGAUGACACCCUUCUCUAUACCUGAAUCUUCAGUGUCGAUGAAGUCAACUGUAUCUGCAAAUGAAACAGGCAUUGAAGGAAGAAUUCAAGAAGAGGAAGAAGAACAGGAAUACAAAAAAUUGGGCGAAAAAGGAGAAACGACAUAUAUGGAAGCUUCAGUAUCACCAUCAGCUGGCACUGGGCUGCCUGGUCUUGGUCUAUCGAUGACACCCUUCUCUAUACCUGAAUCUUCAGUGUCGAUGAAGUCAACUGUAUCUGCAAAUAAAACAGGCAUUGAAGGAAGAAUUCAAGAAGAGGAAGAAGAGGAGGAAUACAAAAAAUUGGGCGAAAAGGGAGAAACGACAUAUAUGGAAGAAGCUACAGAGACUUUAUCAGCCCCAGCUGUUCAGCUUGGUGUUGCUUUAUCAGUGACACCAUUUUUGAAACCAGACUCAUCAUCUUCACCCCUUGUAUUGAUGACGAAACCUGAGGUCGAAGAAAAGCUUGAAGAAGAAAAAGAAGAAGAGGGCUUGGAAUAUAAGAGACUGCUAGAAAGAGGAGAAACGACAGUGAUGGACGAAGAAAUCCAGAAAUUGCCUCCAGCCCGCACCAAGCAUGUUGGUCUCGGUAUAUCAGUUACACCACAUUCGAUGCUGGAAACAUCAUCGCUGCCAUCCGUACUGAUUAAGAAACCUGAGAUACCGCAUGGAAAACUCCAUGAAGAAAAGCUUGGAGAAGAAAAAGAAGAAGAGGGCUUGGAAUAUAAGAAACUCCUAGAAAGAGGAGAAACGACAGUGAUGGACGAAGAAAUCCAGAAAUUGCCUCCAGCCCGCACCAAGCAUGUUGGUCUCGGUAUAUCAAUUACACCACAUUCGAUGCUGGAAACAUCAUCUUUGCCAUCUGUACUGGUUAAGAAACCUGAAGUACCGCAUGAAAAACUCGAUGAAGAAAAGCUUGAAGAAGAGGGCUUGGAAUAUAAGAAAUUCCUAGAAAGAGGAGAAACGACAGUGAUGGACGAAGAAAUCCAGAAAUUGCCUCCAGCCCGCACCAAGCAUGUUGGUCUCGGUAUAUCAGUUACACCACAUUCGAUGCUGGAAACAUCAUCGCUGCCAUCCGUACUGAUUAAGAAACCUGAGAUACCGCAUGGAAAACUCCAUGAAGAAAAGCUUGGAGAAGAAAAAGAAGAAGAGGGCUUGGAAUAUAAGAAACUCCUAGAAAGAGGAGAAACGACAGUGAUGGACGAAGAAAUCCAGAAAUUGCCUCCAGCCCGCACCAAACAUGUUGGUCUCGGUAUAUCAGUUACACCACAUUCGAUGCUGGAAACAUCAUCUUUGCUAUCUGUACUGGUUAAGAAACCUGAGGUACCGCAUGAAAAACUCGAUGAAGAAAAGCUUGAAGAAGAGGGCUUGGAAUAUAAGAAACUCCUAGAAAGAGGAGAAACGACAGUGAUGGACGAAGAAAUCCAGAAAUUGCCUCCAGCCCGCACCAAACAUGUUGGUCUCGGUAUAUUAGUUACACCACAUUCGAUGCUGGAAACAUCAUCUUUGCCAUCUGUACUGGUUAAGAAACCUGAGGUACCGCAUGAAAAACUCGAUGAAGAAAGGCUUGAAGAAGAGGGCUUGGAAUAUAAGAAACUCCUAGAAAGAGGAGAAACGACAGUGAUGGACGAAGAAAUCCAGAAAUUGCCUCCAGCCCGCACCAAACAUGUUGGUCUCGGUAUAUCAGUUACACCACAUUCGAUGCUGGAAACAUCAUCUUUGCCAUCUGUACUGGUUAAGAAACCUGAAGUACCGCAUGAAAAACUCGAUGAAGAAAAGCUUGAAGAAGAGGGCUUGGAAUAUAAGAAACUCCUAGAAAGAGGAGAAACGACAGUGAUGGACGAAGAAAUCCAGAAAUUGCCUCCAGCCCGCACCAAGCAUGUUGGUCUCGGUAUAUCAGUUACACCACAUUCGAUGCUGGAAACAUCAUCUUUGCCAUCUGUACUGGUUAAGAAACCUGAGGUACCGCAUGAAAAACUCGAUGAAGAAAAGCUUGAAGAAGAGGGCUUGGAAUAUAAGAAACUCCUAGAAAGAGGAGAAACGACAGUGAUGGACGAAGAAAUCCAGAAAUUGCCUCCAGCCCGCACCAAGCAUGUUGGUCUCGGUAUAUCAGUUACACCACAUUCGAUGCUGGAAACAUCAUCUUCGCCUGUGCUAAUGAGAAGGCCUGAGGUUCCAUAUGAAACAGAGAGCCGAUAUGCUACAGAAGAAAUACUUUCAUCAUCUGAAAUUGCUUCUAAACAGGUGAAAUUCGAAGAUAAACGCCUUGAUAUUGCAAACAAAACGGAUUCUAGUGAUAUUUAUAUUCGUACUCGUUUCUCGACGUCGACACCUAAUGUUUCUGUGGUUGAAGCUACAAGUUCGAGCAUAGAAGAAACAAGUGCUGUUACUGAGCUAGUUGACGAAAUUAAACAAGGUUGGCUGGAAGCAAUGAAAUCAUUGGAACUAUUGCGUAAGCAUUUACAAGAUUUUGAAAGGAAUAUAAGAAAGGCAGCGCAGUUAAGGGCGAAAAUGGCAAGUAGACAGGGGCGAGGAAAUCGCAAAAAUCGAAAGGCGGAUAUUACAAACAUAUUUAGCAGUGAUAAAGGAAAAAAUGGACAUGAACAUAUUGUUCAACCUAUGGACAAUGAAAAAGAAAUGGAAAAGCUGCUUUCUGCUAGUUUGGACGUUGAUAAUAGUACCAAAAAUCAUGGAAAAUUGGAAAACGAAAUGAAUUUGAAUGGCACUGAAUCUACGAUAGGUUUAAAAUUCCGCGAACUCAGCAGUCACAUCAAUGUGGAAAGUAAGAAGAUCGUCGAAAACAGUUGGCGAAAAUCCGCUUUAAGGCAAACAGAAAAUUUAAUCAGGAAUCGAAAAUUAAUAACAAACAAUCCUUCGGAAAUGCGAAGGAAGAUGUUGGAGGAACAGAUGCAUGAGGCGCUUGUGAGAAUGGAAAAUGGAAAACGUGAUGAACAGGGAGAAAUAGAGGUAAAAUCGAAAAAAGAAAAGGAAGAGGAGGAAGACAGAGUAAUUAAUGGGACGGUGUAUACCAGACUAAUGGAAGAAAAGGCUCGUUUGGAAGAAGCACGUCUUCUACGUGAAGAACAAGCGGAACUGAGAAAGAAGCAAGAACUUAACCAUGGUUUUGCUGAUAAGGCUCAACUGGAACGACAGGAUCAAAUAGCUCAAAAAUUGGAACAACUUAUCGAAAAUGAAAGGCAACAUCGUGAACAGCUUGAACGAGAAGAGCGGAUGAUGAAUGCCAACAUGAGACAUCACAUGAUCACACCUGCCCUUGGCAGUCCGUUGGCGACUCUAAUCCCUAAAGCUGAAGAAGAUUUGGUGCUCUCAACACAAUGUUCUGUGAUUCGAAAAUUUGUGAGAGUGUUCGAUAUCAACGACGCCAUUGAAUGGAUUCAUAUGAACUGUCCAAUUGCUAAAAUCUAUUUCCCCGAAGAAAGUUGUGAACAAGUGGAAAAAUUAUUCAAAUCUUGCUUACAAUAG